Molecule: messenger RNA, 1583 nt
Organism: Cydia pomonella (codling moth)
Lineage: Eukaryota; Metazoa; Arthropoda; Insecta; Lepidoptera; Tortricidae
Product: charged multivesicular body protein 6-B-like
Exons: 3
Coding region: 642-1349 (235 amino acids)
Biological process (GO): vacuolar transport
Source: RefSeq, a predicted model, not a curated record
AAUUCGUGUAGGCACUAGUUUUUACAAAAGCGACUAGGCCUAGUUGGGAUUAGUCCGGUUUCCUCAUAUUGUUUUCCUUCACCGAAAAGCAAACUGGUAAAUAUCAAAUAUUUCGUACAUAAGUUCCGAAAACUCAUUGCUACGAGCCAGGCUUUAAACCCGCGACCUCCGGAUUACAAGUCGCACGCUCUUGCCGCUAGGCCACCAGCGCUCCUGGUAAUUGAAUUUAAUAAUAUUUUAAAACUUAUUUUUUACAUGUAAAAGUGGCCUACUUGCCGAAAAUGAUCUUACUUUUUCAUAUUAUGUUUACUACACUUGGAAUGUAAACUGAAGAAUGACAUAAACGUUCCUAAUUUCCUUUAGUCUUACACCUAGUUCACAUUACUAGCUGUGUUCAGUUCGGCAUUCCAAGAAGUCCAAGAACCACACCAACAAUUACGCCUCAUGAUAGUCUUAUAACUUAUAUCUGAGGCAUAAGAUUCAAAUUCAUUUGCGUAGUUUUAAACUUACAUAUAUUGGUAUACAUGAGCUCAUUCGAUACGUUAAUGUAAUGGGGGUCCAAUUACAUGUUUAUAUCCGUUUGCUUACAUAUUUCAAGUUCACAAGACGCGUUCAUCAGUCGAGUGUUGUCCUGAAUCACGAUGGGUGGUUUAAUGACAAAAUAUAUCAAAAAAGAAAGGAAAGCCACUGAUCAAAAAAUUGUGUCCCGAUUGGACCAGCAAAGAAAUAACUUGAUAACGUAUCAGAAGGAAAUUGAGCAUACUCUUGAAAUUGAUCGACAGCAUGCAAAGCAGCUACUUCAUGAAGGAAAAUGUGAGGAAGCGAAGACAGUUCUAAGGAAGAGACGACACCGUGAGCGACAAUUACGAAAUUCUAACGCCCAGCUAGAUAUAUUAGAUCAGAUAACUAACGAUUUCCAGUUUGUGUGCUCACUAAAACAGGUGUCCCAGUCUGGAGAGAACAAAAUCCAACGUGGCAAGUGGAGAUCCAUCAUAAAAAGGAAAUUAAAAAAAACACAACAUAAUACCAAUUCACGUAAGAAACUCGGAAAGGCCGUUGUCGAGGACAUUGAAAUUCAGGUCCUCAACGCUUUUAGUAAAAAGGAAAGAAAAACUCAAAAAGUAUAUUAUGCUAAAGCAAGAAAUGGAAUUCAAAAGCAGAAAGAAAUUGAUGAAGCUAUGAUGCGUUCUUUUAAAUUAGAAACGGGUGACGAAGAGGCUGUACAUGAAGAGCUGGAAGCCAUUUUGAAUGACAGCUACCAAUUGCCGGACAUCGAUCAAGACGUUAGUCAAGUAGAACCGCCUCAUGGAUCUAUCGACGUUACUGCCGAGAUUGUUGUUAGUGCUUAGUGAUCAUCUUUCGUCUCGGCGAAUGACUACCUUUAACCUCCUGAAAAAGGGUUGUCAUUCUGUGAUGUCGAUAACAUAUAGAUCGUAUCAUUCACGAAGACGCGUGCUUUGACUCGUAAUAUUAUGUUAUUUAAAGAUUAGAUUUGACAAAUACGCGCGUCAUCGUGAAUGACACACUAUAGAUUUUGAUGCAUUGGAUGAAUUGAAGAAGGUAUUGAACAGAAUAAGAAAACG